Molecule: messenger RNA, 624 nt
Organism: Dictyostelium purpureum
Lineage: Eukaryota; Evosea; Eumycetozoa; Dictyosteliales; Dictyosteliaceae
Exons: 3
Coding region: 1-624 (207 amino acids)
Source: RefSeq, a predicted model, not a curated record
AUGAACAGUCUUCAAGAAAGAUUAAAUAUUGUAAAGUAUGCAAUUACGAUAUCAAAUAUUUUAGUAUUGAGGAUUUUAAAACCCGAUAAAAGAAUAAUCAAAUCAAAACAACAAUCGGAACAGGUAAUAUUGGUUCAAAAAAAAUCAAUUUCACACAAAAUACAAUCACAUGGAGUGGUAACAUAUAUCCAUAUUAUACCACAGAAAAAGAAUGUUCAUCUAAAAAUUAAUAACAACAAUAAUAAUAAUCAAGUAGAAACAGAAACAGAAACCAAUAACAAUGGAACAAUAUUUACAAACAAGCAAGAAUCAGUCACCACAUUCAACCAAAUAAGAAUUAAUGAAGACAAUACCAAUGCAAUAAUAAAAUUAAUAAUAGAAAAAGUAAACGAUAAAGAUAAAGGCUUCACAUUUGCAGGUAAUCAAUUCAAAGUUACAAAAGGAGGACUCAAAUUAUCAUUAUCAAUUUCAAACUGGUUAUUCAAAAGCAAUCUCAAUAUAUCCCAAGUACAAAUGACAUCAGACAUACAGAUUGACUCAUCAAACAAAUCUAGAAGAGGGUCUGUUAAAGAUCUUAAAUUUGAUUUAGUUGGUGAUAGUGCAUUUUUUCCAAAGAUAAUUUAA